AUGAACGAGGCGAAGGAGGCGCUGCGGAGCAUUGAGCAGAAGUACAAGCUGUUCCAGCAGCAGCAGUUCACCUUCGUGGGGGCGCUGGAGCACUGCCGGGAGAAUGCCCACGACAAGAUCCGGCCCAUCGCCAGCAUCGAGCAGGUACAGAGCUACAUGGAGCACUACUGCACCAACUCCACGGACCACCGCAUCCUGCUCAUGUUCCUGGACAUCUGCACAGAGCUGAGCAGGCUCUGCCAGCGCUUCGAGACCCUGCACACAGGCACCCCGGUCACCAACAACUUCCUGGACAAAUGCAAGACCUUAGUGAGCCAAAGCAACGACCUGAGCAGCCUGAGAGCAAAGUACCCCCACGACGUGGUGAACCACCUGAGCUGUGACGAGGCCAGGAACCACUACGGGGGCGUGGUCAGCCUCAUCCCCAUCAUCCUGGACCUGAUGAAAGAAUGGAUCGCCCACUCGGAGAAGCUGCCCCGCAAAGCGCUGCAGCACGGGGCGACCUAG
Pipistrellus nathusii (Nathusius's pipistrelle) is the source of this 507-nucleotide messenger RNA. NCBI's taxonomy places the organism in Eukaryota, Metazoa, Chordata, Mammalia, Chiroptera, Vespertilionidae. The record is from the annotation of a GenBank genome assembly.